Molecule: messenger RNA, 585 nt
Organism: Pistacia vera
Lineage: Eukaryota; Viridiplantae; Streptophyta; Magnoliopsida; Sapindales; Anacardiaceae
Exons: 1
Coding region: 1-585 (194 amino acids)
Source: RefSeq, a predicted model, not a curated record
AUGAAGGAGCGACUGAAGGAAAAAUAUUUGCCCAUUGAUUAUGAGCAAAUGAUGUUCGAGGAGAUGUUGCAACUUAGGCAAGGGUCAUUGAGUGUUGAUCAAUUUACGGAUCGCUUCCACAAAUUGACUGUCCGUAACAAGAUCGUGGAGACUGAGCAACAAACUUUAGCCCGAUACCACACCGGAUUAUGCAGUGAACUACCCAGAGAAAUGUGGACUGCUCGUUUAAUCAACGUGGAGGAGGCUUAUCAAUUGGCGCUCCAUAUUGAGAAACAAAUGGGACCUUCGAUUGGAAGGAAAAUGAUGUUGACAAAUUCAAGACCCGAACAUGUCACCACACCAUCAUUCCAAAGGCCACCAUUGCUGAAAGAUCAAUCUAGAGGUGCGGUGAAUAGGGACGAGAAAGGAAAAGCAAAAGCCACCAGCAAAGGGACACAAUGUUAUAAAUGUAAAGGCUUUGAGCACUAUGUCAUUGUGUGUCCUACAAGAGAUAAGAAACUAGCCUUUAUUUUUGAAAAAGAAUUAUUAGUAGUGCAUAUUGUUGAGGACACGGAUGGGGAGGAUGUAACACCUACUGAAAACUAG